Exaiptasia diaphana is the source of this 2071-nucleotide messenger RNA. RefSeq lists its product as uncharacterized. Lineage: Eukaryota; Metazoa; Cnidaria; Anthozoa; Actiniaria; Aiptasiidae. The transcript has a single exon. The record is from RefSeq and is a predicted model, not a curated record. The coding region runs from base 494 to 1549 and encodes 351 amino acids.
GUGAGUGUUUUAAGCUUUUAAUACUAAUUUAUCCAUCAUUAUCUUGGUCCAUCUCUCACAUCAAUAAUGGUUAAAUGUAGGUACUUAAGUUCGCAUUUGCCUCACUUGAAAAGUGUCUGUUUUACAAGAGCCUUGAAGACAUAUCUGUCCUUACUAUAUCAAUAUUUUUGUAUGUCUGUGGGCAAUAUGCUGUUUCUUUCAUUAACUUUUAGGCUUUUAUUGAAUCAAGACUAAGUUUAUAUAAACAUUAAAUGAAUUGAUUAGCAAGUUAAAGUGCGCRCGCUGAUCAUUYGAAAUUCACUUUUGGMCGUGGGAUCUUGUGAUGUGCUAUUAUCAGAUCAAAAUUACGUGAUGUUGUUACAAAAGAUCGUUGUGGUUAUCAUCUAAAUCAACCGGCAUUUGUUUUCUUUCUAAGCCUGACGUACUAAUGCACUUAUCUUACACUUUGUAAACUCACAACCGCAGAGUUUGUUUUGAACUAAAUGGCGAAGAAAUGGAGCAAAAUUCUUCGAGUAAAUCGAUCAAAACCCCAGUAAUAACAGGAAAAGAGCACKUAUUUGGUGGAGAAAGGUCGAAAAACAUGACCUUYAAAAGCAAAGCAAGGCAAGUAUGGAUGGCAAACUUAAUCGCUAAGCAAAGACCAACAGAAAUCACAUCGAAGACACAUCCAGGAAAUAAUGAAAAAAGAAACAAUAUACCACUUAGCACUAACGAGGUUACUCGCCCGCCAACUGUGAAACGAAAAGGAACGCCCGAGAUAUUCCCAAUGUCAUCAGAAAUGAAGAAAACGUUACUAUUGCUCGGGAAUUUAGACCUUCUACCACUAGAAGAACGACCUCAACAWACAGCAAUCAGCGAWGGACAGACAAAGAACUCGCUGAAUAAAUUUCGACUUAAAACCAAACAGAAAAUCAUUCAACCUCAGAGGUUUCUUCGUGGUAUGAGAGCUGAUUCAGUUAGAAAGCAAUCUGUAAAAGAAGAAAUAUUCACUGAUGACAGGAUUGGAACAACUGAUGAUUUAAUCAAUUCAAAARCAGGUUCUCUUGAUGAGAGCAAACAAGAAAACACAUYACUUGGAAAUAGCAGAAAASAMAAUGAAGGCACGCAAGAAACAUAUCGAGAAAGAAGAGUUAAAACUGCGCACGUUUUUACUUCUCCUAAUUUCCAUUCGACAAAAAGAGACGCAUGGAGCAAAUCGUUUCAUAAAUAUCAAGCUGUCUACGCCAUAGCAAACUCUCCAAUCAAAGCAAACAGACGUUCCGAUUUAAAGAGAACACGAAAAAAUCAUUUAUCCAGCAAGACAUGGCAACCGGAUACAGAUUUUCAAAGGUUUCCUAUUCAACCAAUACGGCGUGCAAUUAGUAUGGGAAUUGAACAUACAGCGAGUAKGGAAUAUGACAGCAGUGACAAUGCAGAUGUUAUGAGAGAUGGUAAAACCAUUGAUGAAAUAACUAAUGAUAUCCAGCUAAGAUGUUCUAAAUGGUUUGAGUUUCGACAAAAGAUAUUAAAACAAAGAUACAUGAAGCAGAAAAGAGAAAGCUGCGAAUAGAAUCAAAAACACGGUGUUAAUUACAAGARCUGUAUCUCAGAUACCUUCCUACGUUACAAAAAUUGAAUAUUUUCAUUAGUUAAAACUGGUUUAUUAUAGUAGAUUUAUGGCAGAAUCAAUAUAAUCACUAAACUCCAAAAUGCAAGAAGGCUUAAUGAGGAUAAUCCAUUAAGAUUCGGUUGAUCUCAAUUCAAGAUUCGUACUUUUUCAUUAUGCAACACUUAUCUCUCCUAAUUUCCAUUUUGUGUUUAGCCUUGCGACUAUCUAUUUUCCAUGCAUUAUAUCGAUUUUAUCUAUCUUUCGGCGCGCAUUACAGCAGAUACAAUCAUAUAUUAGGGAGGGAUGGGCGGCAUGUCUAUGAUAUCAGAAGAAGUGCGCGUCAAUAGGACUUUUGCGCGAUGACGUCAUUCAUUUUAUUACAGAUACCACGUGUUCUUAAUCAGAUAGAAUACAAACACUAAAACUGUGCAACAUAAAUACCACUAAAUACUGCUAAAUUAUGCUAAUUCUAUUGUUUUCUAU